UCACUUUUUCAUUUGUCGCUGGAACGCGACUAACCUAACCUUAGAUCAUUGUGGCCUUUGAUAAAUUGUAAAAACUUUAUUAUUUACAGUCUACUUAUAAUAUUCAGUUAUAUUAGUGCGAAAUGUUCAUAAUUCUAUAGAUAUUUGUUAGUAUUGGUUAGAAAAACACAAUAUUAAUUCAUUGGUUACGUGUUAGACUUUUGUUGUCGUCGUCAGAAGUGAGUGGUUUACCAUGGGUAUUUUAGAGAAAAUAUCUGAAAUCGAAAAAGAAAUUGCAAGAACACAGAAGAAUAAAGCUACUGAAUACCACUUGGGGUUAUUGAAGGCCAAAUUAGCCAAAUACCGGUCCCAGCUCCUUGAGCCAUCUAAGAAAGGAGGUGAUAAGGGUGAAGGUUUUGAUGUGCUGAAGUCCGGAGAUGCCAGAGUAGCCCUCAUUGGUUUCCCCUCAGUGGGUAAGUCAACUCUCCUAUCAACUCUGACCCACACACAUUCGGAAGCAGCUAGCUAUGAGUUUACCACACUGACAUGCAUCCCCGGUGUGAUAGAGUACCGCGGCGCCAACAUACAACUGCUCGAUCUGCCUGGUAUCAUUGAAGGUGCUGCCCAGGGCAAGGGUAGAGGACGACAGGUUAUAGCUGUAGCAAGGACAGCAGACUUGGUGCUAAUGAUGCUGGACGCUACAAAGCCCUAUGUGCACAGACAGCUGCUGGAGAAGGAGUUGGAGAGUGUCGGCAUCAGGCUGAAUAAGCCUAAACCUAACAUCUAUUUCAAAGUGAAGAAGGGUGGUGGUCUAUCAUUCAACUCGACAUGCCAGCUCACCAAGGUGGAUGAGAAAAUGGUGCAAAUGAUUUUACAUGAAUACAAGAUAUUUAAUGCUGAGGUGCUAUUCCGCGAAGAUGCGACAGCAGAUGACCUGAUCGACGUGAUCCUCGCGAACCGAGUGUACCUACCUUGCCUGUAUGUGUACAACAAGAUCGAUCAGAUCUCCAUCCAAGAGGUGGAUAGAAUAGCCAGACAACCACACACUGUUGUUGUUAGUUGUAACAUGAAGCUGAACUUAGACUUUCUAUUGGAAACACUCUGGGAGUACCUGUCCCUCAUCAGAGUUUAUACCAAGAAGCCAGGUCAGCCCCCAGAUUUCGAAGAUGGUCUCAUUUUAAGAAAGGGUGUAACUAUAGAGCACGUUUGCCACGCCAUUCACCGCACGUUGGCAGCAGCACUGAAGUAUGCCUUAGUCUGGGGCACCAGCACCAAAUACUCCCCGCAGAGAGUCGGACUCGGCCACACCGUGCAGGACGAGGAUGUCGUUCAACUCAUCAAGAAGUAGCAACGGCUUGCUUCAUCACUAAUACUCGAUGAUCUUUCGCAUAGACGUCGACUGCUUGAAGUUUGGACUGUAUUUUAAGCAGUGCACAUUGGUCAGUUUGAAGUGUUAUGAAUCAUAUCUCUUAAAAUAAACAAACGAUCGUGAAACUAUUGUUGUUACUAUAAUGUAGCUUGUUUGCAUGAUAUUUAGUCUUAUUGGAAGGAUUAUGAUUUCAGAACUUAGUGAUUUAAAAAACGAGUAUGGGGAGACUGUAUGAUUGGCGUAUUUUUUUAUUGUACCAAUGUGCAACGCUUGACAUUUGAGCAUAUUUAAAGACUAUGUAAUUCUAAACUGUGUACGAAAAUAGCUAAUUUUCAGUUAUGUUUGAUAAUUCUACUGAUUGAAACCUGUUUUAUAGAAAACUAUUUUAUUACUAGAACAUGUUAAAAUGACUGAAAAUGUUACAUGAAGUUGGUUCCAUAUAAUUGCAAAAUGCAUAAAUGUUACGUAAAUAGAAAUAUAUCCAAAUGUUUACUACUACUAAUAAUUAAAUAGUUCACAUUUCGUAUCAUAAGAUAACCAUGAAAUAAGUAGUUAUUCCUUCCUAAUCGAUUCUUAACUUCAUUGUUUUUAUUGAUUAAUACAAAAUAUAAAAAAAAACCAUGAUUGUUUAUUAUGAUAAGCUGGUUAACUGAAUCCUUGUGUAUGUUUUAUGAUGUGUCUAUCUUCAGGACUCUGGUAGAACUUUUAUCUAGUUGAUGCAAGUACAAUACUAUACAAGAUAUUUUAUACAUCAUUGAAAGGAUGUGUCCAUCUUGUGUAGAAUUAUACUAUUAUGCAUCAGAAUUAUUAUUGACUCAUAUUUUCCUUAUAAUUGUUUUAGUAGUAGUGCCUGAUGAUAAAGCCAGCUACAGUAAAGAAAGCAAUAAGAAUUAUGUUGUUAUUUAAUGUGUUUGUAUAGGAAAAGGUCAUAUUGUAUAUACUCAAUAUACUUUUGCAUUGAAAUAAAUAAGUUUUCUAAAUGCAA
Spodoptera frugiperda (fall armyworm) is the source of this 2333-nucleotide messenger RNA. Its product is annotated as developmentally-regulated GTP-binding protein 2. The record is from RefSeq and is a predicted model, not a curated record. Lineage: Eukaryota; Metazoa; Arthropoda; Insecta; Lepidoptera; Noctuidae. Bases 233 to 1327 code for a protein of 364 amino acids. Gene Ontology annotation, biological process: cytoplasmic translation. The transcript is spliced from 8 exons. Gene Ontology annotation, molecular function: GTP binding; GTPase activity. Gene Ontology annotation, cellular component: cytoplasm.